Brassica oleracea var. oleracea is the source of this 891-nucleotide messenger RNA. RefSeq lists its product as uncharacterized. Gene Ontology annotation, cellular component: chloroplast thylakoid membrane. Bases 1 to 891 code for a protein of 296 amino acids. The record is from RefSeq and is a predicted model, not a curated record. The transcript is spliced from 2 exons. Gene Ontology annotation, biological process: response to photooxidative stress; photosystem I assembly. Lineage: Eukaryota; Viridiplantae; Streptophyta; Magnoliopsida; Brassicales; Brassicaceae.
AUGUCUCCUCCAGCGUUGUUUGUGUUUGAAGAUGAUUUAAACAGUAAAUGGAGCAAUGAAGAGUUGCACCGUCUCAGUGUUUUUGCCAGAGAAAACUCUAACCCUAAUUUCAAUAUCUUGGUGAAGAAUGCGGCUCUGCAGAACCAGCAUACCGUUUCCUCAGUUCUCUCCCGCCCAUCUGUGAAAGAUGAAAGCUUCAGAAUGGUCUUACCUCUGGUGAUGUCUCCACCGAGAGAUAAAGCCGUGCCACUUCCUGUUCUUCCCGAGCCGAUGAUGAAACCACAGAAGAAGCUUGGCCGCCAAGAAACCAUGUUUGCUGUAGGAAAAUCUCGGUAUCAUGAGAAAAACCUAAACCAUGAAGAAGAAGCUCUCAAAUGCAGUGCCUUCUGUUUAUCCCUCCUUGGUUUUGGGAAGAAAAAAACUGCGAGGUCACCGAAAAGGAAGGAUUCAUCUAUAAAGAAGAAAAUGAUCAAAGGGUCAUCGUUUUCAAACUCCAUUGUCUCCCUAGGUGCCUCAUUCGAGAAAUUUGAAUAUGGCUCAUGGGUUUCAGCAACUGCUCUGGCCCGAGAAAACGACCGAUUGUACUUCGACCUGCCGUUGGAGAUGAUCCAAUGUGGCCGUGGAGGCGGUGGAAAUGUGCAAGAACCGGUGAGUUCCGGUUUAUUGUUAGACAAGGAAACAGAAAGUUUAGCUUUGAAAAGUGUUCUGAAGACUUCUCUGUCCGGAAGGGAAGAAAGAAGUUUGGCUGAGACGUCUUCGCAACGCCUUGUCAGAUUCUCGAACAUGACCUCGGUUUCAUGCCCGACUUCACCUCGAUCGACUUGCUUAAAUGUUAAAGCUAGAGAUGACUUCAAUACGUUCUUUGCAGCACAGAAAGCGUGGAAAACUUAA